This is a messenger RNA of Condylostylus longicornis, 3697 nucleotides long. RefSeq lists its product as uncharacterized. The coding region runs from base 729 to 3617 and encodes 962 amino acids. The record is from RefSeq and is a predicted model, not a curated record. Gene Ontology annotation, cellular component: plasma membrane. Gene Ontology annotation, molecular function: calcium channel regulator activity; GTPase activity; GTP binding. NCBI's taxonomy places the organism in Eukaryota, Metazoa, Arthropoda, Insecta, Diptera, Dolichopodidae. The transcript has 13 exons.
UUGUUCGGAUCGUUUUGAAAAAAAAAAGGAAAAACAAAAAACAAAUCGAUGUAUUGAACGGAGUCGGAAAAUAAGAUAAAAAAAGAAAAAGACAAAAAACAAAAUAAAAAACUUAAAGAAAAUUUUUCUUUUUUUCCCUUCUUUUCUUUUCUAAACGCAGUGCAAAGAAAAAUGUAGAAAUAAGUUGGAAAAUUUUUAUAAAAUUAAAUGUAAUUGCUGUUAUAUCACUCGUUUUCUUUCGUGUUUCAGUGUUCAUCUUCAAUAAAAUGAUUUAAGAAAAUUAAAAACCUAAAAAAAAAAAAUAAAAAAAAAAUUAAAAGAGAAAAUAAAGAAAAAUUUAAUGAAAAUUACUUCUUUCUUGGAAAAUUAAAAAUAUACAAAAAAAAAGUGAAAAAAAAAUACAAAAAAUAAAGGAAAUUUUCAGAUUUAAAUAAAAAGAAAUGAACUUUUACCGUUAUUAUUAUUGUUUUUAAUUUAUUGAAGAAGAUUGUGAAGAAGACAAAAGAAAAAUAUAAGGAAUAAAAAAUAAAACACUCUCAGGAUACAAAAGGAAAAAUCCUUAAUUUGAGUGCAAUUUUAUAAAAAGAUUUUUUUUUUUUCGGAAAAUCAACAACAAAAAAUAAUAGUUUUGGCUAUGUAGUUGGAAAAUGAAUCUACUGUUCGAAAAUUUAUUAUAAAUUUUAUAAAAAUAAUAAAAAAUCAAUAUUUUUCAUAUAAAAAAUUAUAUAAUGUCAUGCCAAAGGACCCCGCCAGCGAGUCCACGUGCACCAAAAAUACAACAACAAUCAUGGGAUGACUGUGAUUCACCACCAAUUGAUUUAUUUGAUCCAUAUCGUCAAAAUAUAGCAAGUCCUCCAAGAAGUCCAUCACAUCGAAAACAACCACCGAUUAUAUUGCAACAGCCUCCAAAAUCUCCAAAAUCAUCAAGAAAAUAUAGUAAAACAUCAAAUAACGUAAAUUGUUAUUAUGAUACACCAUCCGUUGUCUCAUCAGUACGUAGUCCAACAGCAAAUGUUGGUGUACAUCAUCAUGGAACAUCACGUUCAUUUAAUAAUUUUCAAGUAACAUCAAAUAAUAGUCCAAAAUAUGAGAAUCCACCACGUAGCCCAAAAAUUACUACAACUUAUGCAAAUGAUGAUGAUGAUCAUGGUAGUAAUAAUGGUCAUGGUGUUGGUGUUAUUGUUAAUAACGGUGAUAUUAUAGAUAAUGAUGACGAUGAUUGUAUAACAUCAGCUUCAUCAUCAACAUCAUAUUAUCAGACACCGACAUCUGGUUCAAGAAGUCCAAAACAAUGUGGUGGCAGUGGUGGUGGUGGUAAUAGCGGAAGUAUUGGAAGCGGUGCAGGUGGAUUCAAUAGUACAGGUUAUUAUACUGAUAGUCGAAAUCAAUCACCACGUCCAAGUCCAAAAUCACCAAGAAAAUUUGUUUUUGAUGCGAUCAGUCCAAGUUAUGAACAAAAAGGUAAAAAAUUUGACUAUUAUGAUCCUUUAUCACCUGAAGAAAAACCACCUGUACGUCACUGUAAUAAUGCAAGUAAUAUAUAUCAUCAUUCGACAACAGCAACAGGUGGUCGUGAAUUACCAUAUACACCAGGUCAAACAAUUAAUCAACAUCAUUCAGCACGACGAAAUUCUAAAACAUGUAAAUCACGUCCAUUACCAAAUCCAAAUAUUAUUGCAAGUGGAUGUGAUGAUGAUAAUAUUAAUAGUGGUAUGGGAAUUGGUAUUGCUCUUAAUAAAACAUCGCGUAAUAAUUGCGAUCAAAAUUGUGAAAAAUCGCAACAUAAUAAUGAUACAUGUUGCAAUAGUAGAUAUUCACAUCAUAGUCAACAUUCAAAUAUACAUUCACAUCAACAUCAGCAACAACAACAGCAACAAGAACAUCAACAACAUUCACCACAUUUACUUGAUGAAUUCCCUACAGGUACAAGAAAUAUAUUUUUAAAAAGAGAUUCAUGCAUGACUGAAUCUACUCAAUUGUCUGGAGAUUCAGGUGAAACUAAUGGUACUAUUAAUACUAUGACAACAAGUUUAAGUUGUGAAAGCCCUGUACAAUCACAAAUGGGUUGUACAGUAAAAAUACCUGGCAAUGGUGGAAAUGGUAAAUGUCCAAUAAAUUCAAAUGGUGGAGUUUGUAAUAAUAAAACAUGUAGUAAUAGUGGAUGUACAUCAAGAAAUAUUAAUACUGGUGAUUCAAGUAGUUUUGCUAGUAGCAGUAAUAAUGAAAAUUCCAAUGGUAUAAAAAGAAAAGAAAAAGUUGGACGUAGACAUGCAAUCAAUAUUACAUCAAAUCCAGGAUAUCAGGUUUUACAUAGUUCACAUUCAACAUUAGACCGUACAUGCUCUGACAGUGUUGUGUCAUUACGUUAUCGUAAAUCAACAAGUGAUUUAACAAAUAUGGAUGAUUGUUGUAAUGGUAUUAAUAUCGGUGGCUAUAAUAAAUCCAUGUCUUCAUCAACAAAACAGAUACGAAGACGUGGUAGCUCAAAAGGUGGUCUUGCAUAUUUAGCAAGUCGUCGCAGUUCAAGGGAAUCAAUUAAAAGUGCUUGUUCAAAUGCAUCAAUAUUCUCGAAUGAAGAUGUUGGUCCAUUAACAUUUCAAUCAUCAACAAGGGGACGUCAAAGAAGGACAUCAAAUUUUCUUGAAUUGCCUGUUCCAGAUCAUAUAAGACCCCGAGUUUGUUCAUUACCUGAUCGACCAUAUAAUCCAAGGGUUAGCGAUGACUUAUAUAGAUUACGACAUUUUUCAAUAAGUAAAGGUACUGUUGUAAACUGUGGGGAUUCAAUUAUAUCAAGGAGGUCAAGGAGUAAUACAAGUGUUAAUUCAACAACAAGCAGAGCCAGUGAACGUUCACCAUUUGAUGGAAGCUGUUGUGGGGGAGGAUAUGCCAAUGUUGAUUCACUACCACCAUCACCUACAGAUAGUGAAGAUCCACCGCCACCUCCAAGGUACAGAAUUGUGAUGUUAGGUGAUUCUGGUGUUGGUAAAACAGCUUUAGUAUCACAAUUUAUGACGUCUGAGUAUAUGCACACAUACGAUGCUAGUCUAGACGUCCCUGAUCCGUAUAAUAUUUUAGACGAUGAAUUUGGCGAAAAAACUGUUAGUAUACUAUUGGAUGAUGAAGAAUCAGAAUUGGUAUUCAUUGAUCAUCCUAGUGUUGAAAUGAGUGUUGAAAAUUCUUUAUCAACAUAUGAACCACAUGGAUGUGUUAUAGUUUAUUCAAUUGUUGAUCGUAAUUCAUUUCGUGUAGCAGAAGAUACUGUCAAUUAUUUAUGGCGUGAAGGUGUUACUAAAGAAAAGGCUGUGAUUUUGGUAGCCAAUAAAUGUGAUUUAGCACGUUCCAGGAUGAUAACAAGCAAUGAGGGUAAAACAUUAGCAGCAAAUCGUGAUAUAAAAUUCAUUGAAACUUCUAGUGGCAUUCAACAUAAUGUUGAUGAACUCUUAGUUGGUACAUUAAAGCAGAUACGCCUGAAAGAGAAACGAGAUAAGAAAAUGGAAUCAAAGAUGAAAAGUUCAAGAACGCAUAUAUCAUUACAUUUGGCUAAAGAAAUAUUACAGAAAAUUUGUUUAACAGAUAUAACAAAAUCAAAAAGCUGUGAAAAUCUUCAUGUUCUUUAAUUAAAAAUGCCAAAAGAUUUAAUUAUAGGAAAUAACAUUAUAUUAAAUUAUCAUUUAUUAUUAUAUAACAAUAUAUAAUA